Molecule: messenger RNA, 979 nt
Organism: Vigna unguiculata (cowpea)
Lineage: Eukaryota; Viridiplantae; Streptophyta; Magnoliopsida; Fabales; Fabaceae
Source: RefSeq, a predicted model, not a curated record
CAAGUUGUUGAAGAAGAAAAGAUGAUCUGAAUUAGGGAAAAGAUAAAGACAAACCAAAAGAAAAACAUAAGCAAUCAAUAAUUGCAAUAUUGUUGGACCAUUUCUAACUAAUUUGUUUUAUUUUAAUAGUAUUUUUUGGUGCACAUUGAAUCGCGUGUUGUUAUUUUUCUCUCACUUUCUGUUUGGUCCUAGGCUCCCGGUUUUUCCACCGCGUGUUUCUCGCUACUAGUCCACCACAACUCAACACAAUACAACACGCUCUGCUUUACUGCCACCAUGCCAGACUCCACCACCGCCGUCACUACCAUCCACCUUCCGACAGAGUCCUCAGCCCUCCGCCGCCACAACUCCAUCGCCGCCGCAUCACCGGUCACCAAACUCUCCCUCCCCGCCACUACGCCGCCGCAACGCACCACGAGCUUGGAACUUGUGUCCUUGAAAUCCCCCUUCUCCGCCUCCUACACGUCCCUCCGAGACGUGCUCCCUUCCCCCAACUUCGCCGUGAACUCCCCCACCGCCUCCGCGUACUCCGGCCAAGAAAUUUCCAUCCGCAACCGCCUGGUAAAGCAGGCUGCUUGGGCCUACCUGCAGCCCAUGUCCGCCUCCCCCGGCGGCGCUUCCACCCCCCACUUCCUCCGCCGCCUCUCCGCCGCCUCCCUCGACUUCAUCUUCCACCACUUGGUCCCCGCCGUUUCCCGAUUUUUCCGUGGAAUGUUCCACGCUAUCAGGGUCCACGUGUGCACACGAUGCUACUCUUGACAACCGACAGAAUCAUAUGAAUGAUUGGUAUUUAGAAUUUAGUGCAACUGCAAGUCCUUUGCUUUGUGUUUGAUUCAAGAAAUUCAAGAAUAGGAGUCGUAUUUUUUUAUUUUAAUUUUUUGAAUUACUGUAUAGGAUUUCCAUAGCUUUGAGUUUGCCUUCGAUGGUUGUGACCUCAAACUUAUAUACGAAUGAAUGAAAGAAUGAAUCUUGAAUUAAA